Paramacrobiotus metropolitanus is the source of this 1195-nucleotide messenger RNA. RefSeq lists its product as uncharacterized. The record is from RefSeq and is a predicted model, not a curated record. NCBI's taxonomy places the organism in Eukaryota, Metazoa, Tardigrada, Eutardigrada, Parachela, Macrobiotidae. The transcript is spliced from 2 exons. The coding region runs from base 120 to 878 and encodes 252 amino acids.
AUCCGAUAAAGUUCAGUGCGGGCGUUUGCGAUUACAGCGUGCUUUAAUUUAGGCCAGUUUUGAUCGGCGCCGGAAACGCGUUAGUAUCGUCGUUGUAUAAACUACAGAUAGUGGUAGAAAUGGUGGGUCACGGGCACGGCGAGAAGAUCGAGGCCGGGACGACGUUCGCCCGCGAGACGCUGAACGGGCGCGGCUGCGAGUACAACUACAACGACGAGUACUUCCACGACUUCCUGCAGUUCGCCGCGCAGUGCGGCGGCACCGUCGCCGAUCUGGGCUGCGCCUACGGGGCCUCCACGAAGCGCCUGCUGGACGCCGGCGCCACCAAGGUCAUCGCCAACGACAUCUGCAAGGAGCACCUCGACAUCUUCUACGACUCGCUCAACGAGAUGGAGAAGAAGCGCGUCCAGUGCAUUCCCGGUGACGCGUUGGAGCUGGAGAAGUACAUCCCGGCGGGCUCGUUGGCCGGCAUCAUCGCGGCCAGCUGGCUGAACUUUCUGACGCCGGAGCAGAUCAAGGCCGUCUUUGGCGUCUUCUACAAUUUACUGCAGCCGGGCGGGAAGCUGUGCAUUUUAGCGGCCAGUUGCUACAGCGACCUGAUGGAGAGCCAGCACGCGCAGGACGUCGUGGCCAAGCGGAAGGCCGCCGGCGACCAGUGGCCGGGGCUGUGGAACAAGGCCGAGCUGUAUAAAGGCCCCUUUGCGCACCACCUGCCCGACUUCAUGCACUGCCUGGACCCCGACGUGCUGUCGCGCGAGGCCACCGCCCGCGGCUUCAAAGUCGACAAGGCCGGCCACUUCGACUUCGGGAGUGUCUUCCAGGCGCUGAAGGUGGACGGCCGCGAGUGGACCGGCAUCAUCGCCACCAAGCCCAAAUAAAUCAACGCAGGUCGGAGGACAAGGCGAAAACACCAACGUUGACGUCCACUUCCGUUGUGCCUGUAUGAAUGUAUCGCGUCUAUAUCAAGUCACAAUGUCACAUCACAAUCCCUAUCCCACCGACACCGACAGUACACUGGCGCCAUGACAAUCUUGCCAUGCAGUACAGUUACUGUAAUAGUGCUCAUUAGUCUACAAAUUAUGUACACGUAGGCAUAAUGCCUGUACAACAAAUUAAAUCAGGGAAUCUGCUACCUCUGUUGACAAAUAGUUCACCUGCUGCGCUGAAUUGCGCUGCAUAUAUGAUAUAUCCCUUU